GUGUAUAACUGCAUACAUGGUCUGUACUGUGUACGCAUGGACUGACAUGCUGACAUGUGUUGGUUGGUAGAGUUCAGUUGCCCGUGAAACCUGUGAAGUGUAGGGCGUGUUAGGAGUGCUUAUUCCUGGUUAAUCUUGUAAAUACGUUGGAAUUAGUUUAAUAGGUAUUUUUUAACGACCGAAGAUAUGACGGAAGAGGUUAAAUUGGACCAUCGAGCAAAAAAGCGGAUCAAGGAGGUCAAAAGAAAAGCAAGACCUGAGCUUGUUGAUAAGACUGCCUGGAUCCAACAUGCAUAUUAUAAGAAUUUUCAACCGUUUUGGAAGUUUCAAGACAAUGUAGACCGAAUCAUUGAAUCGGAAAUGUCGCCCGAAGAAUUUGUAGAGAAAUAUGAAAAACCUUACAAACCUGUGAUAAUACAAGGAGUGCAAAAAGACUGGAAAGCUCAACAUAAAUGGACUAUAGAGCGGCUUGCAAAAAAAUAUCGAAAUCAAAAAUUUAAAUGUGGAGAGGAUAACGAAGGUUACAGUGUAAAGAUGAAGAUGAAAUAUUAUGUUCGCUACAUGUUAAAAUCGGAAGACGACUCGCCUUUAUACAUCUUUGACAGUUCCUUUGGAGAACAUCCUCGGAGAAAAAAAUUGCUGGAAGAUUAUGAAAUUCCGAUGUACUUUCGAGACGAUCUUUUCCAAUAUGCAGGGGAACAUCGGCGGCCGCCUUAUCGUUGGUUCGUGAUGGGGCCUGCUAGAUCUGGUACGGGGAUUCACAUAGACCCUCUCGGUACGAGUGCAUGGAAUGCAUUGGUCUCAGGGCACAAACGAUGGUGCCUCUUUCCUACUCACACCCCACGUGAGCUUUUAAAAGUCACUGCCUCUGAAGGAGGCAAGCAACGAGACGAGGCCAUCACCUGGUUCUCCGUUAUUUAUCCUAGAACAAAGUUACCAUCCUGGCCUCAGGAUUGUUUGCCUGUGGAAAUUUUACAAAACCCAGGAGAGACUGUUUUUGUUCCUGGUGGCUGGUGGCACGUCGUUUUAAACCUCGACGAAACCAUCGCGGUCACGCAAAACUUUUGCUCACGCACUAACUUUCCAAUCGUCUGGCACAAAACGGUUCGUGGACGACCGAAGCUAUCUCGUAAGUGGUUGAAGGCUCUUGGAGAGAAGAUUCCUGACAUAGCAGCACUAGCUGAAAAAAUUGAUAUUAAGGAAGACACGGGCGUAGCUAGUGAUUCCUCAAGUGAAUCUUCGAGCAGUUCGUCUAGCAGUUGUAGCAGCAGCCAGUCGGAAGAGAGUGAAGAAGACAGUGGGCAGGAAUCGCUCGUUGGACACAAGAAAAAAAAGAGAAGAAAAAUGGACAACAGUCAACCCUGACAAUGUCGCGUAAUCGGGACCUACAGAGACCUCAGACUGUACAGUAUUAACCAACAGUUAUUGUUUGUACUAAAAAUAAAUAUUAUAAUUAGUACCAUCUUUAUGUUCAUAAUAAAAUAAAUGCUAGAUAAUGCCAAA
This is a messenger RNA of Belonocnema kinseyi, 1503 nucleotides long. It is a transcript of the gene PSR, whose product is annotated as bifunctional arginine demethylase and lysyl-hydroxylase PSR. Gene Ontology annotation, biological process: phagocytosis. Gene Ontology annotation, cellular component: cytoplasm; nucleus. The transcript is spliced from 6 exons. NCBI's taxonomy places the organism in Eukaryota, Metazoa, Arthropoda, Insecta, Hymenoptera, Cynipidae. The record is from RefSeq and is a predicted model, not a curated record. Gene Ontology annotation, molecular function: histone H4R3 demethylase activity; P-TEFb complex binding. The coding region runs from base 187 to 1365 and encodes 392 amino acids.